Molecule: messenger RNA, 1767 nt
Organism: Penicillium cataractarum
Lineage: Eukaryota; Fungi; Ascomycota; Eurotiomycetes; Eurotiales; Aspergillaceae
Product: CocE/NonD family hydrolase
Exons: 1
Coding region: 1-1767 (588 amino acids)
Molecular function (GO): dipeptidyl-peptidase activity
Source: RefSeq, a predicted model, not a curated record
AUGACUGUCAAAUUCAAUGUCGAUGUGCCUUGUCAGGAGCUGAAGGCGCCGGAGGUUGGCCAUGGAGGUUAUCAAGAACUCAACCCACGUACCGAGAUUCUCUCAAGCGGUAGUGUGACUGCACCUGGACGACGAGCUCUGUCUUGCGACAUCCUCGUGGAACACGAUGUUGCUAUCCCCAUGAGAGACGGGUGCAAGCUCUAUGCCGACAUCUAUCGACCCACAACGGCCCGAGAGAGAUCCGUCCCCGCAAUUCUCUGCUGGAGUCCGUUCGGAAAGAAAUUCAACGGCAUUGACUCAUUGAAGCUCAUGACGCCUUGGAAUCUCGGUAUUCCCGAUGGAACAUUGAGUGGACUGGAGAAAUUCGAAGCUCCUGAUCCUGCUGAAUGGGUGGAUCGCGGAUAUGCCUUGAUCAACGUUGACUCCCGCGGUGCUUUUGAUUCUGAAGGCGUGAUGGCUAUCAUGGGAACGCAAGAAGCCGAGGAUGGAUACGACACUAUUGAAUGGCUCGCUAAGCUCCAAUGGUGCAACGGAAACGUCGGUAUGGCUGGCAAUUCCCAUCUGGCGAUUAUCCAAUGGUUUGUUGCAGCUUUGCAGCCCCCAUCACUCAAGGCUAUUGCCCCUUGGGAAGGCUGUGGUGACCUGUACCGUGAGCAAUUUGCGCGCGGUGGAAUCUAUGGCGGAGAUUUGUUCGACCACCUCAUUAUCAAGUACAUGCUGCGCGGCCGCAAUGGCAUGGAGAGUUUCCGCAAGAUGUUUGACCAACACCCUCUUGCCAAUGACUGGUGGAACGACAAGAGACCCGACAUGAAGAAGAUCAACAUCCCCACAUAUAUCACUGGCACUUACACCAACACCAUGCACGGCAUGGGCGCCAUCAGAGGCUGGCUCGAGGUUAACUCGCCGAAUAAGUGGCUUCGUUGGCACCCAUACCAGGAGUGGUAUGACCUCUGGGGCAACCAAGAGGGACAGGAGGAGCUGUUGUCUUUCUUCGAUCGGUACUUGAAGGGUAUUGAGAAUGACUGGGAGUCAACGCCGCGAGUGCGCAUGUCUGUCCUGAGAUAUGGAGAGAAGCAGCCUUUGGCCGAGGUGGUUGAAGAAGACUUCCCCCUCCCACGCACCAACUACCGCAAGGCAUACUUGACUUCCAACGGAGCUUUGAGCCUAGAUCAUCCGGUACCCAGUUCUGGAUCGGUCUCGUACAACUCGGAGGAUGCAAAGGACCGGGUGACUUUCACAUAUAAGUUCACUGAGCGAACGCAGAUCGUCGGAAUGCCCAAGGCUGUUCUGUGGAUGCGCAACGACGACUUUAACGACAUGGACGUGUUCCUCGUCUUGAACAAGCUGUCCGCUUCGGGAGAGCGGUUACUCAACCUCAACAUCCCCUGGACCAACCUCCCAGUCGAGAAGAUUGCCGAUAUCCCCGCGGACAAGCGCACCGAGGUCAUUCUGUACCAGGGACCCACGGGUAUCCUGCGAGCAUCAAACCGGGAUAUUGACCCAUCACGCUCAAUGCAUGAGAACUGGCCCUACUACACGCACGAGAAGGAAGAAAAGAUUGAGCCGGGCACCGUGGUGCGUCUGGAGAUCGGUAUCUGGUGCAUGGGUAUCGAGUUCGAGGAAGGGGAGAGCCUAGAGCUUUCUGUGAGUGGAAGUUACCAAGGAUUCUCGAACUUCGGAACAAGCGAACAUACCCAGAACAAGGGGAAACACUGGGUUCACGCCGGAGGGGAGUACGAUAGCCACCUGGUGCUGCCAUUUGUAUAG